AUGCAAGACCCAAGAGACCAACCUCGAGACAUUGCGCGCUCGCGCUACUCGCCCCCCGACCGCUCGCCCGGCGAGGCUCCUCACUCGAUCCCCAUCCCCAGCCACUACAAUGGCGGGAGUUUGGAACGCUCGCCUCGCCCUCCCCCUUCGCCAAGCAGCUCGCGCUCACCCAGCCAGUCAAGCCUCAACUCGUAUCGCGAUCGUGCUCACCCGUACUCGCAAUACCAACGGCGCUCGAGUUUGACCCAGGGCGCCGAGGACCGUUUUCUUCCCCCGCCAAACAGCUCAGCCCCGCUGCAUGUCCUGCACGAGGGUCGCCGCCGUUCAGGCAGCGACGAGGAGCGGCACCCCCAUCACGAGCGCACGCACAGCUACGACCGGGAGCGUGAGCGCGAAUGGCGCGACCACCGCCCGCCUCUCGUCCGUGCACAAAGCGACAACCGCGGUGUAGCAUACAACCUCCCGCCUAUUUCGUCACUGCACUCGGCAUCGUCGUCCUCCAGUCCCUCAGGGUAUCCUCUGACGCCGACGAGUAAUGGUGCCGCCCCGCCUCCCGGCGCCCCGAUGGGCCCUCCCUCCGUGCCCCACCCGACGUCGCCAGACGGAUCGCGUGCGACGUCCCCACGCCUGUCGUUAGGACCCCUUCGCCCUUCGUACCACACCUACGAAUCGAGCUCGCAGCGCCCCGGCCUCGGCCUCCAGAACUGCUACCGCACGGAACACAGUCCGCCGCGCUACGACCGUGAACGUGAGCGUGACCUCGCGCCGCCGCCGCCGCCGCAGCAGCAGCAGCCACAGCCACCCCGCUCGCCGCCUAGGGCAUACCAUCAAGUCCAGUACCAGGACUACCACGGUCGGGCGCGCUCCCACUCGGCAGCAUCGGCGUUGAAUCGGUACCCGCCCCAAGCGCCGCCCCGCACUCCAGCCUCGGAGAGCGAGUGGGCCCCAUCCCCCUCGGCCAAACAGUACCCGUCUCCUGGCACAGGCCAGAACCGGCGACUGGCACACUUGAUGAGUGAACAGAAGCGGCGAGAGUCGAUCAACACUGGUUUCCAGUCACUGCGGAAUGCGCUCCCGUCUGCAAUCCCGACCGACUCGAAAGCCAUCAUCCUCCGCAAGGCCGUGAGCCACAUCAAGCAGCUUGAGGACGCGAUGCGCAAACACGGAAUCAACCUGGCCGAUGUGGAAGAGGACGAGCCUAUGCGCGAGGCGACCGGGGGUGUGAAUGGCCUGCAUGUCGACAUGGACGCCAAAUACGACAACCUGCACGUAGAGGACGUUUCGGUUGAACGUGAACGCAAGCCCGCAAUCUGA
Messenger RNA from Cutaneotrichosporon cavernicola, 1314 nucleotides. RefSeq lists its product as uncharacterized. The record is from RefSeq and is a predicted model, not a curated record. The coding region runs from base 1 to 1314 and encodes 437 amino acids. Gene Ontology annotation, molecular function: RNA polymerase II cis-regulatory region sequence-specific DNA binding; DNA-binding transcription factor activity, RNA polymerase II-specific; protein dimerization activity. NCBI's taxonomy places the organism in Eukaryota, Fungi, Basidiomycota, Tremellomycetes, Trichosporonales, Trichosporonaceae. Gene Ontology annotation, cellular component: nucleus. Gene Ontology annotation, biological process: regulation of transcription by RNA polymerase II. The transcript has 2 exons.